Fonsecaea erecta is the source of this 1392-nucleotide messenger RNA. RefSeq lists its product as hypothetical. The record is from RefSeq and is a predicted model, not a curated record. The transcript has 2 exons. NCBI's taxonomy places the organism in Eukaryota, Fungi, Ascomycota, Eurotiomycetes, Chaetothyriales, Herpotrichiellaceae. The coding region runs from base 1 to 1392 and encodes 463 amino acids. Gene Ontology annotation, cellular component: mitochondrial inner membrane; uniplex complex. Gene Ontology annotation, molecular function: uniporter activity; calcium channel activity. Gene Ontology annotation, biological process: mitochondrial calcium ion homeostasis; calcium import into the mitochondrion.
AUGCGGGUCAUGUUCACUCUUGGGCGACUCGGGUCGGUUAGACCAUUGACCCAUGCCCAUCACGCGCCCAUUAUUCGACCCUCUGCUCUUAAUCGAGGCCACUAUAUCCGCUGCCGUCCAUUGCCGGCCUUGGGCACGUCGACCUUCACUCCGUACGGCUGCAGAAACGUUUCCCACGAGCAGAAGGCCAAAGAUCUCAAUCAGCAGGGAGUCGAUGAUGCCCUGUCAGAGUUCGACAAUGCUCUGGCCAACGAUGGAGAGAAGCAACAACAACGUGCACCAUGGCAUCGUGAAGGGGCGGAAGAGCCUCCUGUGCGAAGGCAACGCUCUGCAGGGGCCAUGACCAAAGGGAAGCUACUCACCACACCUUCACGACUGCUGAAGCUUGUCCUGCCGUUGACUACAUCCGAUCAAAAUGACGACCGAAAAAAUGUUGCGCCCCUUGCUCUCCUUGUCCACCCGCAACAACCGCUGUCUUAUCUCGAAAGGUUGAUCCAGGCGGAAUUGCCCAGAGUGAAAACCGAACAGGGGGACGAUCGUUUACCGUCGGUAUCCUUCCGUGCUAUGGAGGCUGAAGGUGAUGAGAUCAUGCCCAAAAACAAGACGUCGGACGAGCAAGAACAGGAUCAAGGCAAGGGUUCCCUCGGGGAUGGUGGUGUUCAGAGCUACAGCGGGGCUGGCAGAGAAGGGAAGGGUGAGGACUCGGGCGAGUUUGUCAGAUGGAGUGCCUCGACAGAGAUCGGGGAUUUCAUCAGGGACGCAGCCAGAGCGAAAGAAUUUGAAGUCGAGAUCGAAGGUAACCCGAGAACAAUUAAAGUGGCAGUGCCGUCUUUCAAUGACAGGACCUUCUAUCUGCGACAACGACUUCGCAGAAUCUCAAGGAGGAUUGCGGACCUGGCUGCUAUCAAGCACGAAUGUGACGUGGCCGCCCACAAAAGCGGACAGAGGAUCGCCCUCGGCGGUUGUGGGAUUUUGAUAGGAUAUUGGUACUUGGUCUACCGUUUGACGUUCGAAACCGACCUCGGAUGGGAUGUGAUGGAGCCUGUGACCUAUCUCGUCGGCAUGGGGAGUAUCAUCGGCGGUUACAUGUGGUUUCUGUACCAUAAUCGCGAGGUGUCCUAUCGUUCGGCAAUGAACCUCACGAUCAGUCGACGUCAGAGCCGUUUGUAUGAGCUCAAGGGGUUCGACCCGCAAAAGUGGGAGGCGCUGAUCGAAGAGGGCAACGCUCUCAGGAGGGAGAUCAAAGCGGUGGCUUCUGAAUAUGACGUGGAGUGGGACGAAACCAAGGACGAGCACGACGAAGCUGUCGUCAAGGCAUUGAGAGAAGAGCGCAAAAACGGGGUCAAGAGCAAGUCGAAGAAGAACGACGAUGAUGAAGACGACGACGAUUAA